CCUGUUGGCUCUGCCGGCGUCCGGCACCACGCUGCAAGAUGGCGGCGCGCGCGCGGCAGGGCGGCCUGUGCGCGGCUGUGCUGGCCGGAGCGCUGCUCGCCCUCGGCCGCCUCCCGCUCGCCCUCGGGCAGGCGGCGGCGGAAGGCUCGGCCGCAGCCGUGCCGCACCGCCGCUUCGAGUACAAGUACAGCUUCAAGGGGCCGCACCUGGUGCAGGCGGACGGGACGGUGCCGUUCUGGGUGCACACGGGCAAUGCCAUCCCCAGCGCAGAUCAGAUUCGUAUAACAACGUCUCUGAAGAGCCAGAGGGGAUCAGUGUGGACAAAAAACAAGUCGAUAUUUGAAUACUGGGAAGUCGAAGUGACCUUUCGAGUUACGGGAAGAGGCCGCAUUGGAGCUGAUGGAUUGGCGAUCUGGUUUACAGAGGAGCAAGGCUUGGAAGGACCCGUGUUUGGGGCAGCCGAUGAAUGGAAUGGGGUUGGAAUUUUCUUUGAUUCCUUUGACAAUGAUGGAAAGAAAAACAACCCUGGAGUGAUUGUUGUAGGCAACAAUGGAAAACUUCAGUAUGACCAUCAGAACGAUGGUUCCACGCAAGCGCUCGCAUCGUGUCAGAGGGACUUCCGUAACAAGCCCUAUCCCGUUCGAGUAAAGAUAACUUACUACCAAAAAACAUUGACUGUAUUGAUUAACAAUGGCUUUACUCCGGAUAAAGAGGACUACGAGUUCUGUGCGAAAGUGGAAGAAAUGGUGUUGCCGUCACAAGGCUAUUUUGGAAUAUCUGCAGCAACAGGGGGACUUGCAGAUGAUCACGAUGUCCUGUCUUUUCUGACCUUCCAGUUGACUGAGCCUGGGAAGGAAGCACCGACACCGGACGCAGAGAUUCCUCAGAAAGACAAGGAGAAGUAUCAAGAGGAGUUUGAACACUUUCAACAAGAAUUGGAUAAGAAGAAAGAAGAAUUUCAAAAGGAACAUCCCGACGUGCAAGGACAGCCAGCGGAUGAUCUUUUUGAAACUGUAAGUGAUCGUGAACUGCGGCAGAUCUUUGAGGGGCAGAAUCGAAUUCAUCUUGAAAUCAAGCAGCUUAAUAGGCAGCUGGACAUGAUUCUGGACGAGCAGAGGAGAUACGUGUCUGCGGUCACGGAGGAGAUCGCUAAGAGAGGAGCUGCCUUGCCGGGCCAGCCGGGACCGGUUUCCCAGCAAGACAUGGAGACGGUUCUGAGAACUCAAGAAGAGGUUGUUAGACAAGUGGAUGAAAUAAGGAAGUCCGUGGCUGACACGCUGAGGCUGGUGAGCGGGGCCCAGCACCCUGGCUCUGCGGCAGCAGCCUACGAGGCAGCCCAGCACUUCAGUGACAUCAGGGAACACCUUCACGGCGUGAAGAGGGACAUCGAGCACUUGGUGCAACGGAACGUGCCAACUAGUGAGAAAUCAAAGUGUCCGGACUUGCCGCCGUUUCCAUCGUGCUUAUCUACAGUGCACUUCUUCAUAUUCGUAGCGGUGCAAACAGUGUUAUUCAUUGGUUAUAUCAUGUACAGGAGCCAACAAGAAGCAGCAGCCAAAAAGUUCUUUUGAUGGCCUGUUCCUUUUGUGCGUACAUGACAGCAGUAUGUAUGCACAGAAAAUUAUACACUUGUGUAAAUGGGGGAGAUUAAAGUGUUCGAUAUACUUCAAUAUUGUAAAUUAUUGAAUUGUGAUAGACAAAAUGAGUUCCCAUUUAAACAGCUGAUGCUGAAGUUAGAAGCAGAGUGGGGAGCACGUGGUAGAGGGGGCUGUGGAGCCUGUCUGGGUCCGUGUUCUCAGCUGACCUGCCCACAGAUACUGAACCAAAUGCCGUGUUCCUCCUCUUUCGUUGGGAUCCCGGCUCUGGUUGUUUGUAACGGGAGUUGCAGGGGGAUGGUCUGUGCAGAAACCUCGACACCGAGUGUCCCGACACGUCACUUGAUGAAAGAGGACAAGAAAGGCAAGCGAAGGGACAACGAAGCCCAAACCAGCUGCUCUUCAGUGUUUUUUGGCGGGAGUAAAAAUUUGUUAUCAACAUUUCAUUUAUUUACCACUUAGAUUGAACAGUUUAAGGAUUAGUUAGUUAAUUCUAACUCUUUGGGAAAUACAGAUUUAAACGCUUGUUAAUAUGUGGACACAGAGACAGACCCGUAACAGUCUGACUGAUGCAGAAAACAAUCUAUACAGAACAAGCAAAGGCCUCUCCACUUAGUUUGGGUUUGGUUUAAGACACUGAGAAAAAACAUGAUAAAGUAGUUUCUUGGAGUAUAUUGUGGGACUGUUUCUUUUUUGUACUUUCGAGUCUAUCUGUCAUUUUGUUUGGAGAUUUUUGGAACUUUUUCAGCAAAGAUAUAAUCGCUUUAUACCUGUUCAAAUCUGAUUUUUAAAAGGAUCUGUUCCGUGUGUGAAUAUGUCUUUACUUUGAUAAAGCUGUCUUUCAUGUAUCAAAUUCGGAUGCUUCGAUUUAACUCUUGACAUGGCAGGUAUUCUGAACUAGAGGUACUGAAUGUGAACCUGUUUCUUCACGGGCUGUUGCUUCAGACACGGUUGUUAAUGCAGCAGCUGUUGCAGAAUCAGUAUUGUGUGUCGGUUUCUGCUUUGAUAUCAAAAGCAUGAGCCUGAACGUGUGUGUUUGAUACCGUCUGUCAGGUGAACAUUUGCUUCAGGAAGGAAACAAAGCAGAUAACCCAGAUUAGGAAUGUGAAAUGAAUUAAUUUUGCCUUAUUUACUUACCUGUUGUAACUUUGUCCUUGAGUUGUUUGUGUGUAGAGUUAGAAUAGGGGUAUUCCAUUUUUAAAAACUCUAUAAAAUACACAAAUGCAUCAGGAUACUUCACUUUUAAUUAUUAAUUGGUUUGGCCGAACCUGCGGAAGUUAUUCGGCAUCUAGUGUUCGGUCGCUGCAUUCGGCCCGUGCUGCCGGGCCCGGGGCGGUGGGACCACGUCAGCAUCGCGCCCGUCGCUCUGGGGAAGCCAGAGAUCUAUGCAACGCGUUUUGUUACUGAAAGUACAGUGUCCAAAAGCAGAUGUCUGCGCAGUAUCGAUGGAACGGUGUGUAGUACGCUGUAACUGGUACGGCUUUAUAGGCUCGUUUACAAAUCUGAGAAGAUUUUUGCUGUACUAAUUGGAGAAACUGCUGCCUUGAGCUGAUCUUGCUGGAUAAAUGGGGUAAAACAAUGCAAAACCACUUUUCAGAUAAGCCAGAAUAACACACGGGAAUUGAUUCACUCAGUUCUUUCAACACCAGCAAAUACUUAGAGGUGCCUUGAGUCUAAGCUGUUCAACCCCGACCCUUCUGACUGCCCUUGAUGUGUUUUCUUAAAUCGUCGUGAACACAGGCGGUGCUGUCCUUUCAGCCGCCAGCCCUCCUGCGUCGGUGCGGGAGCUGCGCGGGGCGCCCUGCGUCCCACGGCCUGGUGCGAUUUGGUGGGCAGGUGCGUGUCUCUGUCACAACGAGGAACAGCUCUAGUCUGUCAACUGGAGGAAGCCCGUGUUUUUUGUUGCUGUGAAUUUAAACGUAACUCUGUUUUAAAGCUGGAGCAGCCCGUACUCUCGUGUCUGUUGGUAGAAAGAAGUGAAGGCUGGGAACGGUGUGUGGGGGAAACUCAGCCUACCCCGUUAUCUCCAGUGCGAGGCCCGGCCUGUGUGCCCGUGCUGCUCGUAGAUCUGGCGCGUCUCCCUGUGCAACCGGGAACCUCUUGUACUGGGGAGCACAAGGUCUAAAGCGUAACCUCCGAAAAGUGGUAACUUUGCUUCGUGCUUCAUUUCACAGUCCCGGAACGCUCCUAACUGCCUGGUCACUCACUGGAUCAAAGGAAACCUCCCAGCUGCCCAGCUCAAAUCCCGCCCCGCCUGCUCUCGAAGUGGGAGCAACAGAUUUGGACUUGAGAUAGUAUUUGCCAGUCAGCGUAGCUUCCUGUCACGGCUGCAUACCAGAAGGUUCUUUCAACACUGUCACAGUGCGGUUGGUUCUUACCAAGUAAGAUUUCAGACUAGAAGGAGGAGACAACGUGGAAUCCAGUUUGGCAGUACGGGUGAGAACCAGUCUAAUAGUUGUAUUUGAAGUGUGGAUCAUAAGUAGCAAAUAUUUGGCAGUGACGAGAGAAUCUCAUUGUACUGGUUGGAGUGUGUUAAAUACAUAGUCACAUGUGAAUCUUUUAAAAGUAAAAUUCACAAUACGGUUUGUAAAUUACCUAACUUCUUGUUUGAAGAAAAUUUGACAUUUAUCAAAGCAUCGAUUACUGUAACAGCAAAGACUGUCUACUGUUUUUUAAUUCAAACAGCUGACAUUUGCAUAUGUUUGUUUCUGUCUAAUGUAAAUUGACACUUGAAGUUCAGAGAGAACCUUAUUUGAAUAAAGAUGCAUAUUUUUAGUAA
Molecule: messenger RNA, 4374 nt
Organism: Columba livia (rock pigeon)
Lineage: Eukaryota; Metazoa; Chordata; Aves; Columbiformes; Columbidae
Product: protein ERGIC-53-like
Exons: 13
Coding region: 39-1571 (510 amino acids)
Biological process (GO): endoplasmic reticulum to Golgi vesicle-mediated transport
Cellular component (GO): COPII-coated ER to Golgi transport vesicle; endoplasmic reticulum membrane; endoplasmic reticulum-Golgi intermediate compartment
Molecular function (GO): D-mannose binding
Source: RefSeq, a predicted model, not a curated record